AUGGGGACAUGUCACGCUGUUCUUGGUCUCAAUUUCCCAACCAAAAAAUUCAAGGCUCUUCUCCGCCUAGCUCUUAUACAGCUCGACUUAUCAAAGCCAGAGUUACAAAAAGAAAUCUCUGGAGCCACCUCUGAUGUCACCAAGCUUCUUAGGAACGGCCAACACAAGAAGGCUUACCGCGAAGUUGACAUAGUCAUACAAAGACAAAACCAUCUCGACACUUACAACAUCAUCAGGGGAUACCUAUGUCUCUUGAUCAUCGAAACUGAAAGCUUCACACCCAAAAGAGAUAUCUCUGACGUGCAUUUCGAAGCUGUUUCCAGCUUGAUCUUUGCAGCUCAUAGAAUCCGAUUACACUCAUGCUUCACCGCGAUUCAAGACGUUCGGAAUGGUUUGCUUUGGUAUUUUGGCCACAAGCUCGCGGCUAAGUACAUUGAGAUGGGCAAUGAUUCUGGUAUUCAUCCCCAAAUAAUUGAAAAGUUGUCGAAAAAACCCUCACCGAGAAAAGUUAGGAUGAAGCUUUUGGAAAAGAUUGCUGCAAAGGAAAACAUUGUUCUAAAACUAAGAGAAGCUUCUACUUCCAAAGAUGUACGGAAGUAUAACCAUUAUAAAAAAGAGAGAAAAAAUAUGCAGGGAGCAUCAGACAAUGCUAAGCUAGCAAGUGAAAAGAUAGUAGAAGAUGAGGCAAGAAAAGGUAAUGAUGAUGGUUUUGCUAAGAGAGGAAAGAAGAAGCAUACUGUUGUGGUUGGAAAAGCAUUGGGAAGUUCAUAUAAAGGUCCUGAAAACGAAAAAUCAAAACAAGAAGGUAAUGAUGUGAGGUCAGAAUCUGAGAGGCAGGUGGUGCCGGAUUCAGAAGAAAUUAGUAAAGUUGAUGAAGACAUUGAGGAGUGGAUGAAGAAGAAUAUUAAUAUCGACUGGAGUGACGAAGAAUCAGGAGAUGUGGACCACAUGGUUCAUUUGGUUGAAGAGAUAACGGGGUUUAAGUAUCCGUUAUCAGUCAGGAACAAACGAAUUCCUGAACAGUGA
This is a messenger RNA of Eruca vesicaria subsp. sativa (arugula), 1026 nucleotides long. Lineage: Eukaryota; Viridiplantae; Streptophyta; Magnoliopsida; Brassicales; Brassicaceae. The record is from the annotation of a GenBank genome assembly.